AUGGUCGGAUCCUUGAUCGUGAACCGCCGCAAAGACUCCAACCGAAGCUCGAUGGCAUUAUUAAGCGACUUCGAUUCUGGUUACAAUGCAAGCAUACUGGAGGAUGGUGAUGCACAUGGGAGCGGUGAUAUUCACACCAAGUCCGAGACGGUAUGCGGGAUCACUAUUAAGACCCAAGACACAUCUCGCUGGGCGCAUCAUAUCCACAGCAGAAUCUUGCAAAAGUUUCCUUUCCUCGUCGAGAUGUUUUACUGGAUUAUGAACUACCUGUUCUAUUCAGUGACGAAAGGCAUGGCACAAUGGCUAUCACCGGCCCAGAUAGGCGUUGUUCAAGUGGCGCGAGAGCACGCCCUCAGUAUCCUCGACUUUGAGCAGCACACUGCAUCUUGGUUUUUUCCCAUUAAGGAAGUGGAUUUCCAAUCGUUUUUCAUUAAAUAUCACCCGUCGAUUUUGACCGUUUUCAAUCGAAUUUACUCAUUAGUUCAUAUCCCAGGUACUGUGAUGUUCCUUUCCUGGUACUAUUACACUGCUAAAAACCAUUCAACCUUUGCCGUCGCCCGCCGGACAAUGACUCUUGGAAACCUCGCCGCCUUCUUGAUCUUCUGCGUCUACCCAUGCAUGCCUCCCCGGUUACUUCCCGAGUCAUAUGGAUUCUACGAUACCGUGCGACAAGGCAACGCUGAAAGCGUAUGGGUUGGGGGAAAAUCCGUAAACCAGUUUGCGGCCAUGCCCAGUCUUCACUUCACCUAUGCUUUUGUGAUAGGUUCCACCUUUUUCUAUCACUCCGGAUUCCUGCAAAGACUCCGUGGCAAGACAUCACCCAAGUCGAAAGUCACUGAAUUCGGAUUCCUGGCUCUUGCUAUAUUUUACCCCAUUCUUGUCCUUAGUGUCAUCGUUGCCACUGCAAAUCAUUACUGGUUGGAUGCUGUUGUAGCGAUUUUCACAGUCACUCUGUGUUACCGCUGCAACAGAGUGCUUCUGCUGCUACUUCCUCUCGAGUAUGCAUUUUGCUGGGUCUUGCGUUUGGCGAAGCCUGUACCUACCACGGGGGAUAGAGGCAAAAGAUGGGCUUCAGAUAUAAGUUGA
Penicillium soppii is the source of this 1086-nucleotide messenger RNA. Its product is annotated as phosphatase PAP2 family protein. Gene Ontology annotation, molecular function: inositol phosphoceramide synthase activity. The coding region runs from base 1 to 1086 and encodes 361 amino acids. Gene Ontology annotation, cellular component: inositol phosphoceramide synthase complex. Gene Ontology annotation, biological process: sphingolipid biosynthetic process; inositol phosphoceramide metabolic process. The transcript has 2 exons. NCBI's taxonomy places the organism in Eukaryota, Fungi, Ascomycota, Eurotiomycetes, Eurotiales, Aspergillaceae. The record is from RefSeq and is a predicted model, not a curated record.